Molecule: messenger RNA, 1302 nt
Organism: Recurvomyces mirabilis
Lineage: Eukaryota; Fungi; Ascomycota; Dothideomycetes; Mycosphaerellales; Teratosphaeriaceae
Gene: RPF1
Product: Ribosome production factor 1
Exons: 1
Coding region: 1-1302 (433 amino acids)
Biological process (GO): maturation of LSU-rRNA; maturation of 5.8S rRNA
Cellular component (GO): nucleolus; preribosome, large subunit precursor
Molecular function (GO): rRNA primary transcript binding
Source: RefSeq, a predicted model, not a curated record
AUGGCGUCCUUCAGGAACCCAGAUAAGAUCCCCAACAAGAUCAAGAGACGCGAACAGAAUGUCAAGCGGAAACGGUCGACUGAGAAUGCCAAACGAGACGAUCGAUUGCGGCGACGACGACAGGAAGACAAAAACCCGCAUCUACGGGAAGAGCGACGAGCGAAGAAUGUUCCGGCUACGAUAGACAGUAAGCGGACUUGGGAUGUGGCGAAUGAGGACGCAGAGGUAGAGGCGAAGUUGGGCGUGAGUGUGGACGUGCUCAAUCCCAAGCGAAGAAAGGUUGCCGAGGAGGAGAAGCAGAGGCCGGAGGAUAUCGAUCCCGAGGCGCAUCAGGCGGAUGUGGAGGACGAUGAUGAAGAGCCGGUUGCUGUGGGGGAUCUUGCUGUGGACAGCGUGGGGGAGGAUGAAGACGAGGUGGACAGCAUGCUGGACUCCGACUCCGAGAAUGAUGAAGACGAGGAAGGAACAAACGACCCACCCGAUCGCGCAGACAGCGAAGCACCUUCCGCCGUCCCCUCAACAGCAACAGCAACAACAACCGCCACAGACCUCAACCUCACCCCGGAAGCCCUCAUCGCCCGCUUCCCCACCUUCUUCGCCAACCCCGACCGCGACCCCAAAGUCCUCGUGACCACCUCAAUAAACAGCCCCUGCCACUGGGAAGCCCAACUCCUCACCUCCCUCUUCCCAGGCAGCCACUACAUCAAGCGCACCGCCCACUACCACAGCUACAAGUACUCCAUCCGCGAAAUCAGCACCUACGCCACCGAGCGACAAUACACCCACGUCGUCGUCCUAAACGAGGAGCGAAAAAAACCAAAAGGUCUCGACAUCGUCGCCUUGCCACAAGGACCCAUGUUCCACUUCUCCAUCUCCAACUGGACCGAAGGCGCCCGCCUCCCAGGCCACGGCAACCCAACAAACCACUACCCUGAACUAAUCCUCAACGGCUUCCGCACCUCCCUCGGCCUCCUAACAGCCCACCUCUUCAAAUCCCUCUUCCCACCUCGACCCGAGAUCCAAGGCCGACAGGUCGUGACAUUGCAUAACCAGCGAGAUUACAUUUUCCUCCGACGGCAUCGGUAUGUAUUUCGGGAUAAGAGGGCGAGUGAGAAGAGCGUGCAGGGGGCGGAUGGGAAGGCGAUGAAGGGGGUGGAGGAUAUUAGGGCUGGACUGCAGGAGUUGGGGCCGAGGUUCACGUUGAAGUUGAGGAGGAUCGAUACGGGGAUUCAGAGGCGGAGUGGGCAGGAGUGGGAGUGGGCGGCUGGAGGGGAGAAGGUGCGGACGAGGUUUUCGUUGUAG